Megalops cyprinoides (Indo-Pacific tarpon) is the source of this 4260-nucleotide messenger RNA. It is a transcript of the gene rnpepl1, whose product is annotated as arginyl aminopeptidase like 1. Gene Ontology annotation, biological process: proteolysis. Bases 742 to 2817 code for a protein of 691 amino acids. The record is from RefSeq and is a predicted model, not a curated record. NCBI's taxonomy places the organism in Eukaryota, Metazoa, Chordata, Actinopteri, Elopiformes, Megalopidae. Gene Ontology annotation, molecular function: zinc ion binding; metalloaminopeptidase activity. The transcript is spliced from 11 exons.
UGAAACGUAACGCUGCUUAGUGUAACGUUAUUUACCCAGGGGAUGGGUUUCAUGCAGAUUAAUGGAGCUUUUUACUUACAGAUCUUAGUUUGAGGUUUUUUUGCAACAGGUCAAUCGCUGAAUUUAAAUCGUUGAUGUACAAUAAAUUCAGUGGCUGCCGGACAGAGACCAGCCUCCCCUGGGUCGCCUCUGUAGCGCCCCCCUACAGCCCGAAAACUUUCCUCUCUCGAAGUGAUUUCCUCCCCUGUUUUUACUUCCUGUUUUCAACGGGAGUCACUUAGCUCAGCUCCUUUCAUUUCAACUUUUGCUCCUCUUCGCCGUUCUCUGCUUUUUCUUUUUUUAUUAAUCCUCAUCUGCUUUCGCUUCUUUUUUUCCCAUCAAGUUGCUCGAGCGCAGUCUCUCCGUCUCUUCUCUCGAUUUUUUUUGCGGAUUGAAGAAAAUGUUGGACUCAGUUUUAACUUCGGCCCAGAUGGAUUUUACGUAGAUACUAUUUUGUUUUGUUUUUAAAAUAUUCUUCACAUUCUUUGUGACAAGUAGUAAGAUCUAUAUUUUCCUCUACUCUCUGCUUGGCUAAUUGUCCACAUUCGAUCCCCCACAGCAACAUAGUACAAAACUACAGCGAGCUAGGAAGCUACCUCUCCUUUGCCGACUCUCAGUUUGCACAGUUUUUCAGUUUGUAAAUACGUUUCAUUACCGGUGUUACUUUUCACUUUUUUAAUUUAUUUCUUUCUGAAAGUUGUAAUGGCUGACUUCCAGCGUCCGACGCUGUGCUGCUGCCGGAAGGUGCUGACGGUGCCCAGCAAGUCGUGCGAGGGCGGCCGGGGAAUGGGACACUGUCACCGGGUCGACAUAGCCUCAGCGUCCAACUUCCACAGCUUUAAGCUCCGUCAUUUCCACCUCGACCUCCGCCUCAAUUUCGCUCUAAAGGAAAUGACGGGUUGGCAGGUUCUAGAACUGGUGCCGGUCCAGCCAGGGGUGCAGACUCUGGUUCUGGACACGCACCCGUCCCUGCUAAUCCAUUCCAUAGACUGCAAGGUGCCCGGAACUGCCGGCGCCGCGGACACUUCUCUUUCGCUCACCUACCGGGUGGACCCUUUCACCGAUUACGGCUCCUCGCUUAACAUCAGCCUCCCGGCCGCCGUGAUCCGACCGCACCGGGCUUUCCAGAUCACCAUCCGCUACACAACAACAGACGGCCCUGCGAUAUGGUGGCUGGAUGCGGAGCUGACGUGUGGACAGACGAGGCCGCUGGUCUUCACUCAGGGACACUCUGUGUGCAACCGCUCCUUCUUCCCCUGCUUCGACACGCCGGCCGUCAAGAGCACCUAUUCCGCCACUGUCCGUGUUCCAGAGGGGGUAACAGUGUUAAUGAGCGCCUCACGCAGUGCGUACUCGAAACGGGACAGGGUCUUCCAGUUCUCCAUGGAGUUCCCCGUCCCAGCCUACCUGGUGGCGCUGGUGGCAGGAGACCUGCAGCCCGCAGAUAUUGGCCCCAGGAGUCGGGUGUGGGCGGAGCCCUGUGUGCUCACCUGUGCUGUCAGCAAGCUAGGUGGCAGUGUGGAGCGCUGGCUGGGCGUAGCAGAGGGGCUGUUUGGACCCUAUGUGUGGGGCAGGUAUGAUAUUGUUUUCUUGCCACCCUCCUUCCCCAUUGUUGCCAUGGAGAACCCUUGCUUGACUUUCAUCAUCUCAUCCAUCCUGGAGAGCCGUGAGUUUCUGCUGAUCGAUGUCAUCCACGAGAUCGCCCACGGCUGGUUUGGGAACGCUGUCACCAAUGCCACCUGGGAGGAGAUGUGGCUGAGUGAAGGACUGGCCACCUACGCACAGAGGCGAAUCACCACAGAGGCCUACGGAGAGGCCUUCACCUGCCUGGAGACGGUGUUUCGCCUGGAUGCUCUGCACAGACAGAUGCGGCUACUGGGAGACAACAAUCCCGUCAGCAAGUUGCAGGUCAAGUUCGAGCCAGGUGUGAACCCCAGCAGCCUGAUGAACCUCUUCACCUAUGAGAAGGGCUUCUGCUUUGUGUCCUACCUGUCCCAGCUGUGUGGAGACAUAAAACGUUUUGACAGCUUCCUCAGGGCAUACAUCGAGCAGUUUAAGUUCAGCAGUGUUGUGGCUCAGGACCUGCUGGAGUUUUUCCUUGGCUUCUUCCCUGAGUUGAAAGAGAGCUGUGUGUCCCAAAAAGAGGGACUUGAAUUUGAGCGCUGGCUGAACGGGUGUGGCCCCCCUCUGUGUGAGCCGGACCUCUCUGCUGGGGGAGCUCUGACAGGCCCGGUCCAACGACUGUGUGAGCUGUGGGGAUGCGAUACCCCCGAUUCCCAGGCCAUCGCGACCUUCGACCUCACCUCCUGGAGCACCUUCCAGACUGUGCUGUUUCUGGAUCGAUUGCUGGACCGAUCUCCUCUGCCCCAUGAGGUGAUGACCCGCCUGUCGUGCUGCUACUCUGCACUCUUGGACGGCAUGAAUGCGGAGGUGCAAAUCCGUUGGCUGCAAAUUGUGGUGCGGAACAGCUUCUAUCCUGACCUGCCCCGCGUUCGCAACUUCCUGCACAAACAUACAUCUCGUAUGUACACAGUUCCACUCUAUGAGGAUCUGUGUUCAGGGGUGCUGAAGUAUUUUGCAGUGGAGGUGUUCUAUCAGACCCAGAGCCGUUUACAUCCCAACCUCCGUCGAACCCUCCAGCAGAUCCUAUACCAGACUAGCGCUGUCCCCACAGGGACUGCCUCCCCCCUGUUGCCCCCACCUGCCACAGCACCUGCCCCCACUGACCCCCCCACACCUGGAACCAUUGCCCUACGAGAUGUCAAUGUGUCUGCCUGAAACACCCAGAUCGACGGAUGGACAGAUGGACAAGUGGAUACAAUGCAGGAGAUUGCCAGUGAGAUGGACUGGACCUGGAGUAGCAGAAGAACUGGACUGGACAUAGCUGCAGUGUCUGUCAGGUCUGAAGGAGGCCAGGAGAGAGAGAGAGCGAGAGGACCACAACAAGCACUCACACAGGCACAGAAGUACACACAGACAUGCAAGUACAGUCACACACAGGCAGAAGUUUUAUUUAAUGUGUUGUUCUUUCACGUCUGACUUUUGUAAGCUAACUUUUGAAGCUGCUCUAGCACCGUCUGUCUGUCUCUGUCUGACUGUAUGUGCGUGUGUGUUUGUGUCAGUCAGAAGAAUGCCCAGACCUAAACCUUGAACAAGAGCUAUAUGUGGGUCUGGGCAUAUGUGUUAUGUGUAUGUGACUCUGGAACAGUCCACGCCUAGCUAAUGUUAUUGGGUAACCUAACUAGAUUAGGUUAUUUGUUGUCUGCUCUGACUUGAUACCAUUAGCACAACUGACUAUGCUCCAACACAUAGUCCUGUCAACUGCCUAGACCAGGUUCAGAACCAGCUGCUGGAGAUUCUCUCACAGUGAGUCAGAGGCUUAAGGUACUUCUGCUCAGAAAAUAGUAUGACAGAAGAGAUAUGUAUGAAUAAUUUCAUAAAGAAGCCAGAACUGUACCAUUUAUGUUAAACACUACAUUAUCAAUGAGAUAAAGUAUGUUCACUUGGAGUUCAGAAUGGACACACCUUUAGGAAUGAUGCUGGAAAAACCUCACCUGGCCUUUCCCUGUCCUUACCAACCUCCCUAACCUCCCUCCUGUAUACCUGGUGCUAACUCCUCCCACCAUGCAAUCUCAGGUAUGCCUCUCAAGAGGGAGGGGGUGGAGCCACAUAGGUGCCUUUUGAAACCCUGGACUCUGUGUGGUAUCGGUACUUUGUGCCCUUAGCAAGUGAUCCUGGUACAGGAUCAAAUUUUUACACUAAAUGGUCGGGAUUGGGAUUGGGGAUGGGCAAGAUGAUCUUAGAUCUCUUGUCAAGUGCAGAAAGUACCUAGUUCUCACAGCCUUAUAUGGCAGCAGCCACACCUUGCAGUACACACAUCUGGAUGGACUCCUCCUAUAUGCUGACUGUCUCCUCCCAUGUGUCAGAUUCUUUUGUGAAUGGCUGAUGCAAAGGUUUUUUUUAGGGGAAGUUAAUCAGUGGGGUAAAAUUUAGAGAACAAUGAAGUAAUUAUGUUAAUUGAGUGCAUUUUCCCUUCACUAUUAUGAUGAUUUCCCUUUUGUUAAUGGACCAUAUACCCCAGGAUUAUGAUCGCAAGGUCAGUGGCAGUAUGUCUGUGCUGUAAUAGCUUCAUUAGGAUUGUAUAGGGUGGGGCUUGAGAGGGGAGGAGAACAGCGCAAAGUACAUCUGUCCAGGAGCCUUACUGAUUUGCACAAAUUGAAA